AUGGAACGCAGUAUCUUAUCGUCACUUAAACUAAGUAAACAAAAACAUAAUGAUGAUUUAAAUCGAAGAAGUACUAAAAGACGUGCGCUUACAUAUGCUCGACGUAAUAUUCUUGAUACAAAACCUUUUGAACUAUCGGUUGCAUCAUCAAACAGCUCAAACGAUGUAGAUUUAAAUUUUAUCCGUAUUGAUGACUCACGAAAUUUAUCUUUAUGUAAUGAUACAUCUGAUUCAUCUUUAAAGGAAACAGUACCAAAUGAUAUAGUUGAAUUAUCAAUUCAUGAAAUAGUAUAUGAUAAUAUUAGUGAAGUGAGUGUCGAUGAACAAUCAUUUACGACAUUAGAUGAAUAUUUUGAUUUUUCUCUAUUUACCACUGAACCUGAUAUAUCAUUACAUAAUUUAACGAAUGUUACCAAGAAUGAAUACUGUAAAGCUUUACUUAAUUUAUUUCGUGAUGCAAAUGUUUGUAAAACUCACUGUGACAGAUUUAUUCAACUUAUUUCUUCCGGUUUGCCAACAACAAACCAUAUGCAGAAGUCAACCAAAGCUUUGUUGAAUGAAAUGCAAGGAAUAUUAUUGAGCGACGACAGCAAGUGUCAAGUGUUAUUUUAUGGCAUCAUUGGCGAUUGCCCGGCUCUCAAAGUUAUUUUAGAAUUUAUUGGUCAUACUGGUUAUCACUGUUGCUUCUAUUGUUAUAUUCAUGGUAUUCAUGUUGGUGGUCGUGGUGGCAAGCGACAAUACUAUUUUGAAAAUCGCAUGCAGCUUCGAACAAAACGAACUUAUGAAUUAGAAUCGAUCAGAGCUGUUGAAACUUCAAGUAAUGUUUACGGACAUUUAGGUCGAUCGUUACUUCACGAUCUUCUCGACGUACCACUUCCCAAUUCUAUUAUCGUCGACUAUUUACACGUUUCUUUAUUACGUCACACUCGAGCCAUCAUUCAACAGGUUUACGCACAAUUAUCACCAUUAGAAAGAACAAAAUUUGAUUCAGGUUUACGUGGUCAAAGAUUUCCUCAUUUUUUCAAUCGUAAACUUCGAGCCGUGUGCGACUUGGCGUUCGUCAAAGCUACUGAACUAAGAAAUUUAUUGUUAUAUGCUCUUAUACCACAUCUUCCUCCAUUUUUACCAAAAGAACAAUUGGCUCAUUUGUCGUUAUAUGUAUGUUCGAUUAGAAUCAUUCAUGGAAAAAAAUGUUUCGGUGACAAAUCCAGUUCAAUGUCAAAAGAACUUUUUCUAACAUAUUAUCAAGAUCAUUCCAUUUAUUUUGAGAAGUUGCACAAUCUAGUUCUUCAUCUUCAUGUACAUUUCGAUCAACUGUUUGACAAGCAUGGAAGUUUAUGUUAUUUGGGCACUUUUGGUCAGGAGGAUCUGAUUGGAAGUAUAAGUAAAAACUAUCAUGGUACACGUUUUCAUGGUCAACUUAUAACUUAUUAUUACGAAAUCGAUUUUGCUUUAAGAAAUAAAGCGUCAUCACACGAUGCAACUGAUGAAAAAAAUAUUGAUGGCCUGUUCGACCAAACAGAUUUAUCAAGUAUGACUCAUGAUAUCAUCCAGCAUCAUCUUACGGUUUGCAACUGUGGUAAUUUUGAUCAAUGCUUACGUAUUUAUCGUCGAUGUGUAAUAGAUAAAAAUGUUUAUCAUUCACUCAUUUACACUCGUCGAAAUUCAACUAUCAGCUUUCUUGUUCAAUAUUACACAAACCAAGGAGAUCCCAGUUUUGGUAAAAUUCGAUAUUUUUUUACAUCAAAUAAUAAAACAUAUGCUGUAAUUGAUCAUCAUGAAGUUUAA
Molecule: messenger RNA, 1788 nt
Organism: Rotaria socialis
Lineage: Eukaryota; Metazoa; Rotifera; Eurotatoria; Philodinida; Philodinidae
Source: the annotation of a GenBank genome assembly